Menidia menidia (Atlantic silverside) is the source of this 597-nucleotide messenger RNA. The record is from the annotation of a GenBank genome assembly. NCBI's taxonomy places the organism in Eukaryota, Metazoa, Chordata, Actinopteri, Atheriniformes, Atherinopsidae.
CUGAAGGACAUCUACUACAAGGUCCGGUGCGUGCUGAUGCCCAUGCCCUCUCUGGGCUACAACCGGCAGGUGGUGCGGGACAACCCGGACUUCUGGGGCCCUCUGGCUGUGGUCCUUCUGUUCUCCAUGAUCUCCAUCUACGGACAGUUCAGGGUUUCUUACGGCCAGGUUCUGGGGGUGAUCGGGUACUCGCUCCUGCCGCUGAUCGUCAUAGCCCCACUGCUCCUGGUGAUUGGAGGAUUUGAAGUGGUGUCGACACUAAUCAAAGACAUCUACUACAAGGUCCGGUGCGUGCUGAUGCCCAUGCCCUCUCUGGGCUAUAACCGGCAGGUGGUGCGGGACAACCCGGACUUCUGGGGCCCUCUGGCUGUGGUCCUUCUGUUCUCCAUGAUCUCCAUCUACGGACAGUUCAGGGAUGGCGUGGUGCAGCUAAAACCAUCUUCUGCUCUCUGUGAACAGGUCGUGUCUUGGAUCAUCACCAUCUGGAUAUUUGGAUCUCUAACUAUUUUCUUGCUGGCCCGCGUUCUGGGCGGGGAGGUGAGUGGUGAGAGUGGUGGUCUUUUGGGCAGGUUUCUUACGGCCAGGUUCUGGGGGUGA